Molecule: messenger RNA, 1656 nt
Organism: Phytophthora megakarya
Lineage: Eukaryota; Oomycota; Peronosporomycetes; Peronosporales; Peronosporaceae
Source: the annotation of a GenBank genome assembly
GCCAAAGAGUCGUUCGAGAUUCUCAAGCGGAAAAUCGUGUCUACGUUUCUGUUGCGUCACCCCGACCGGCACAAACCGUUCGUGAUCAUACCACAUGCGAAUCGCUGGGCGGCCUGCGCUGUCCUAGGACAAGAUUAUGAUGGGAAGAUCCUAACCGUACGGUUCACCGGACGGGUGCUGAAUGAGACCGAAAUUAGGUAUCACGAAGCAGAGAAGGAGGUGAUCGCGGUCAUGCGAGUGUUGGAUGUGUUCGGGAAUCUCGUCAGGGGAUGCCCGAUCAAGGUCUACACGUGGUAUUCCGUCCUGUCCUGGUUGUUGAAGUCUAAGAGCGUCCGAUGGGGAGUGAUCUUGUCCCAUUGGGACUUAGAAGUCCACAAGGUUCAGAGCGACGAGGAUGGGUUGGCUGCCAUUAUGGGAACAGGCAUCACCCCACGUGAGCAUUUGGAUGAAGUAGCUGAAUCCCUGAUAUCACUCAAGGGGCGAGUGAAACCCCAACCGGUUAUCAGCGUGGAGAUGUUGGAAGCGGACUUUGAUGGUUAUGUGUUGAGUUUCGAUGGCGCUGCUAAGACGUCUACGCGUCAGGGCAGCUGUGGAUGUAUCAUCUGGAAACUCCCCGGUUGGAAGGUAGUGACUGCUCAAGGUUUCGUACUCGAAGAUGUCACUGUCAACGAGUACCAUGGCCUACUCAAAGGUCUGACCAUGGUAGCCGAGCGGGACAUCCCAGAUGUGGUUGUUGUCGGAGAUUCACAGUAUGGUGCCCUACGAGAAAAGUUCAAGUCGGUCCGGUUGGUACAUGUCAAGAGAGAAUACAACCAGUCGGCCGACUAUCUUACCUCGAAGCCAUUGGCGGCUGGAGAAUCCUGGAUCGUGACCGACCCGGCCGAGAUGACGCACUUGGAAUAUGUGUCUUCGAUUCCAGAGAAGUUGAUGAAGCCAGUAGUCGUUCUGGACUCAGAAGACCCACACCGACUGGCGAACCAACUAGUGUUCAACCAGGACCCGAGUCCGCGCCUUUACCAACCCCGUCAGAGUGAUCCGAUGGGACCAUUGGAGUAUCAAGCGGAAAGGUGGAGACGAAUCAAGGCGCAUCAAGAUGAGGAUCACCGCCUGCUAAACCUCAAGACGUUCUUGCGAGGUGAAGUGGAUAGUUUCUCUCGCGCGCAAAUACGUCGCCUCUCGAAGGAAACUGGCCUGUUCGUGUUGGACAGUCGAGACGUGUUGUUCCGCCUGAAUCACUCCGCUCAGGGGAGACCCAGAGAUCAGACGGACAUGUUACGAUUGGCAGUCCCAGAGACAUUACGGCAGGACAUAUUGCACUACGCUCAUGAGGAUUUCCAAGGGGAUUUCUACUGGUAUGGAAUGUAUGCGGAUGUGGAGGCGUUCGUCAAAGAAUGUGUAGAUUGUGCAAGCGGAAAGGGGCGCCCCCCUAACCAGGGGCCCUCCCCCGGGAACAUUGAGCUGACUCACCCAUUUGAGAUUGUCUCUAUGGAUUUCGUCACUCAUUUACCGGAGUCCGCCCGGGGCAACACUUUCUUGUUGCUUUUCCAGGAUAUGUUCUCAGGUUAUGUCAUGUGCAAGCCGAUGAGCUCGACCACUGCACAAGAGGUGGCUGAGGCGUAUGAAGAACGCGUUUUCCAGAUGGUUGGGAAUAUAUGA